Molecule: messenger RNA, 4726 nt
Organism: Lutzomyia longipalpis
Lineage: Eukaryota; Metazoa; Arthropoda; Insecta; Diptera; Psychodidae
Product: tetratricopeptide repeat protein 37
Exons: 10
Coding region: 99-3953 (1284 amino acids)
Cellular component (GO): Ski complex
Molecular function (GO): protein binding
Source: RefSeq, a predicted model, not a curated record
AAUGUAAAUAGUUUUCCUAAAAAGCAAAGCAACAAAGGUCGUGCAUGCAAAAGGAAUUUCCAUUAAACUCCUAAAGUAUUUAUUUUUUAUUAAUAAUUAUGCCGAGUGAAAUCAAAGAAGCCCUCAAGGAAGCAAAUGCUGCAUUCAAAAAUGAAGAUCACAAUAAAGCAAUCAAGAUUUGCAAGGAUAUUCUCAAGCAGGACCCACGAAACUACAUGGCUCAUGUCCUUCUUGGGGCAAUUUAUGAGAAAGACGCUUCAAAGAUCGAAGCGGAAAAGUACCUCCGUAAAGCUUUGACUUUGUCUAACGAACCACUUGCUGCACUACAAGGAUUAGCACGAUGCGUCCCUAUUCAUGAUACUCCGGAGAUAUAUGGGAGGCUACUGGAGCUGGCUCCAAAAAAAUAUGAAGAAAUUCAUGGAAAGCUUCUGAAAGCAUGUCAAGAAGCUACCGAAGCUAACAGUGAUGCAUGCAGAAAAUUUAUUGAGAUUUUUGAAAAUGAAAUCUCCCUUGAGGAAAAUGCGGAAAAUCAAAAGAGAAUUCAAUCUGCCUAUAUGAAUUUGUCUGAAAUACUUAUAAAGCAAAAGGAUGCAGAUGAAAAAUUCCCGGGAAUUUUCCACGAUUGUCUUCUGCGAACACUUCACGUAAAAGAUCUAAAUCAGCAUGAAAGAUACAAAAGGGCACUAAAACUAUUCAACAGUAUGAACAUGAAGGAUCUCGUGGUUGAGAAGGCUGUUGAAAUGCAUGAUCUCUUCACAAAUGAUCCCUUUCCAUUGGAAUGGAUUUGCAAAAUUUAUUUAGAAUCAAUUGAUUCGUCAACUAAUGAUGUCUUUCCAUUGAGUAUUAAAUAUAAAAUAUCCUAUUACAUUGAGAGUCUAUUGGUGAGAGCACCAAACUCACAAAUUGGGCUACUCGCAAAAGGCCUCAACAUGUUCAAUGAAGGGCAGAUUGUUGAAUCAAGGACAAUCAUUGAGAAUGUGCUUAAGGAGACCCCAAAUUGGGUUACGGCUCUGAAAAUUAUGUCAAAAAUUCAUUUUGCCACAGAAGCCUACAUCCUUGCUGCACACAUCUGGGAAUCGCUCAAUGUAAAGGACAUCUCUCUUGCUAAAUGCUACAUACAGCAAGAGUAUAACGUCGAUAGGGCAAUAGAAAUAUGUCGGAAACUCCUGGAGGAUACUACUAUUUGCGAUAAAGAGAGGAAAUGCAUCAAUUUUCUCCUGGGAAAAGCUCAAAUACUUCUCACCUGUGGCAAUAAUGAGAAUCUUGAACUUUUCAAUGCAUUGGGUUGUGAGUGUGAUGAUGCGAAUUACCUCAGAGCCUUUACCCUUGUUAGGCAUGAAAAGAAUCACGAAGAAGCAUUAAAUGUAUUAAAUAAAAAUCCUAUUGAGAAUGUGGAUUACAUGUUGCUAAAGGGAGAGAUUCUCUUUAAUCUUGAGAGAUUUUCUUCUGCACUUCAAUGUUUUGAAAAGGCUUCAUCACUGUGUGCGACAUCAUCAAGGACAUUCUAUUGGAUCUCUCGGUGCAAUAGUGUGCAAAAUAAUCCAGAAAUUGAACAAGAAAAUCUCCAUCGUUGCAUUCUACUCAAUCCAAUUCACAAGGAAGGUCUUCUAAAAUUGUGUUCUCUAUACAGAAAUCAGGGAAAGUAUGAUGUCAUUGAGCGAAUUCUCCUUGAAUGCUCAAUUCAUGCAAAAGAUAUUUCCCUAAAGUGGAUUUGGGUGCAAUUGGGACUUCACUACGUGACUGUGUCAAAGAAUUAUGAGGCAAUCAAGACAUUCCGCACCCUUUUGAGAUUUGAUAAAGAUGAUUACCUCAUUUGGGAAAUCCUUGCAGAUGCAUACUUUAACAAUGGUUCUUACACGUCUGCAUUGAAAAUAUACAUGAAAAUUGUUGAGGAGACAAAAGAAAAUAUUUAUUGCGAAUACAGAGUUGCUCAUAUAAAAACGGUUUUGGGACAUUUUACUGAGGCAAUAAAGUACUUUGAGGAGCUCUUAGCGAAACAAUCAAUGUAUGUGCCAGCAUUGAAAGGCAUUGCAGAGGCACAUUUCGCACUUGGAAACAUCUUAUUGGGGCAACGGAGAUUAGGAUCUAUGCGAGAUCACAUGCAGAAAGCCGUAUUUUAUGCAACACGUGCAUGUGAAAUGAAAUCACUGUGUUGCCAUUGGGAUCUUUUGGGUAAUAUUUUCCUCAAAGUGGCCAAUCUUCCAAAACAAUUGGCUCACAUUCAAGUAAACACCAAAUUCAACACAGAUCAAGAAAAUUUGACCAGCACUGAUGUGACAACAUUAAAAGGAGAUGAAAUUUAUGAAAUGUCCAGCAGGUGCUUUUUGCGAGCUUUGCGCGAAAACCCAAAAGAUUCCCUUCUUUGGUACAAUUUGGCAGUUUGCUACUACAUGAGGGCAUGCAAUGUAUGUGACGAAGUGGAAAAGCGUCAGUAUUUCCUGAAUAGCAUUAUGUAUGCGAAACAAUCUAUUGCCAUAAAGCCAAAUCGUUGGCAGAACUGGAAUAUACUUGGUACAAUAUCCAUAAAGUUGGGUAAUUUAUGUCUGGCACUGCAUUGUUUUGUAAAGGCAUUGCAUCUCCACAAGACAUCAGCAAUGUCUUGGUGCAAUCUUGGCUUAAUGUAUCUCAAUGAUGGGGAAAAGUGGCUAAAAUAUGAUUUUGACGGUGAAAAUGCCGUUCUUGAGGAACUCCAGAACAUGUCCAAUACAUCCAAUAGAUCCGCUAAUAGAGCCUUUGGACGGUCACAGCAAUCAAAUACGGAUUAUCUACAAGCAUGGAUUGGGCAAGCCAUUACGGCUGAAAGGUUGUCCGAAGAAGCUGCAAUGGACUUAUUUAGGCACUGCAUCCAGUUGGGUUAUCACCGUGAAGCAGCUCUGGGAUAUUCACGAUUUGUCUAUGGAAUUUUGAGUGAUGCACAAAAGCUCAAUAGUGAUGCGAGAUACCAAUAUAAAAUACAAAAUAUGUUUGCUCUUCCACGUGCUCAUGAUUCCAUGAAAUGGUGUAUUGCUGAACAAGAUGAAACAGCAACAGCAGCAUCACUCUGCCUCUUAGGAUAUCUCUCGUACAAAUCAAAUCUCUACCGCGAAGCAUCAGCCGUAUUCAGCAGAGCACUUGCAAAAGCACACAAUGCCGAAGAUUACGAUGCAAUUGCAUGCAAUUUGGCAUACGCAGAACUUAAGCGAGGGAACUACAGUGAAGCCAUUGAGGCGUUUAAGAGAAUCCAAAAUGCUUCAUAUCGUGUAUCUCUUGGGCUUGCUUUUUCGUACUUCAAAGAUCAACAAUAUCAAGAAGCAUAUUCGGUGUAUGAAAAUAUUUUGCAAGAAAAAACACUGAAUUCUGUUGAACAAGCAACCAUUCUCAUGGCCAUGUCUUCAAUGAUUUAUGUGUUUCACGAUGAAAAUGAAACAAAAAAAGUAAUCUAUCAGAUCCUAGAUUUGCCCAACCGCCCUGUGGAAGGGUUGUACAGUGCGUGUGCUCUGGGAAUUUUACAUGAAGAUAGUCAAUUGGCUGAGUUAGUUGUGAAGGAGCUCAAUAACAUUGAAAGUAUUGAAAUGACUGACAUCAAUUGCCAUCAUAUUGCUUUUCUCUCCUCCCAAUUUUAUCUAUUAAAGAAUGACCGAGAUGUAGGACUUAAAUAUUUACUAACACUCCUACAUAAAUACCCUCAUCGUGCUAAAUUGAGGAAGGUUAUAGCGGAGUUUCUUCUACAAAACUAUCCAAAUUCAUCGCGGCAUCUUCACGCGGCAAGUCGACUAUCUCAAGCUGUGUUGGCGAUUGAAUUUGGAAAAAUUGAUGGCCAUUGUUCACCAGAAGUCUUUGCAAAGUGCCUCAUAGUUGCCUUCAAAGCUUUACAUUUGCUAAAGGACAAAUCACAGAAAUAUCUACUUCAGAAAGCUAUUCAUUUGAAUCCAACUUGCAAGGAAAAUUGGGACUAUCUCCGUACCAUUUGCUGAUUUUUUUUAACACUUUAUAGUACGGUGUGGAGAAAAAUAAUAGAACCACUUAUAUUAUUUUGCCUGAGGUUCUAGGGCUACUUAAGCUAAAAUUCCCCAUAAUUAUAAUAUUUCAAAUAAAAUUAAUCAUUGAAUUCAUUUACAAAAAUCCACGUAACUUUUUUUCUGUCCAUCCGAUUUUAAAAAUUUCAAAAAGCUCAGAAAGCUACAUUCUUCCUGAAUUCAAAGCUUCCAAGGUGAUCAAAAUCGGUCAAAGAGUUGAUUUUUGACAGUCAUUUGCGUGUCCACAUCAAAAAAUCUACUUUUGCUUCAACCCUUAAUAAAAAUUCAACGGAUGAACCGAUUUUUGAAAACCUAGCAUCGUUAGAAAGAGAAUGAAUGUAGCUUUCAGAAUCUGUGCUACAUUUCAAUAUCGACUACAGUCAGAUUGAGAUAUUAAUAUUUGAAGUCAAGAGAAUCUCUAAAAUAACAAAAGUGGUUCUAUUAUAUUUCUCAUCGCUGUAUAUAGUCUAAAAUCUCAAUAUAUACGCCUAAGAACUGUAAAAUAUGAAUAAGAAACAUUUAAAAGAGAUUGAAACAUCUGAAGGGUGAGUGGAUAAAUGUUUCCUGCUGAAAUUUCCAAAGGACGAGAUGCUCUUAUCAUAAAAAUUAUAAGCAAAUUCUUACAUUUCUCACUCAUAUUGUACCAUUGACAGUUGUAGAGAGUUUGAUGAAUUUUGAGACUCUACAAAAGAUUGAAAUAAAUGUAAAGAGUUUAUUUCUACAUAAAUAAA